CAAAGUCCAAAAAGCAACAUAGAUACCUUCCAGUUAAAGUUGAAGCCUUUUUACCAUGGACAUUCCAGUCUUUACAGUUGACGCGUUCACCAAUUUGCCAUUCAAAGGGAACCCGGCAGCUGUAUGUCUUUUAAAAAAUGAGCUGAGGGAAGAAGUGUAUCAGAAGAUAGCCGCUGAGAUCAACCUGUCAGAAACUGCCUUCAUCACUACAAUCAAACCUUCUGAGGAUUUCACAAAUGGUUCAAAAUUCCGCCUUCGUUGGUUCACGCCGACCAUUGAGGUCAACCUGUGUGGUCACGCUACUCUGGCCUCUGCUGCUGUGCUCUUUCACCAGAAAAAAAAUGUGAACUCUGCUGUAGUGUUUGAGACCAAAAGUGGAGAUCUGUCUGUUGUCCAGCAGGGGGAGGACUUGGUGAUGGAUUUUCCUCUCAACCCACCCACUAAGCAGGACCCAGACGAUUUUAGACACCUGAUCAAGGUUGCAGUAGGAGAUCACCCAGUGGAGGAUGUUUAUCUUGACUCCACCACUAAAAAACUGUUACUUCGACUGGCUGACACCUGUGACAGGUCAGUACUCACCGGUCUCACAGUCAACCCUGCAGCCCUUCUAAGCAGCGAUGCGAGCGGGAGAAUCAAAGGGCUCAUCGUCACCAUGAAAGGACCCUCAGACAGUCAGCCAAGGUACGACUUCUGCUCCAGAUAUUUUUCCCCAUGGAACGGAAUCCCAGAAGAUCCUGUCACCGGUUCUGCACACACUGUUCUAGGGAGCUACUGGUCCAAGGAACUGGGAAAGAAGAAAAUGCUAGCCUUCCAGUGCUCCAGUCGAGGAGGUGAGCUGGGCCUGGAGGUGAAAGACAACGGCAGGAUCAACAUAGCAGGGAAGGGCGUCACUGUCCUGCAGGGAACGAUCACACUGAAAUAAUCACACAGCCUGAGAAACAUUGACCAAUUCAUCACAAGUUUUAUUAGUAAGCAAGGUCACACGCACAAGAAAAAAAAUGCAACACAUAAAAAUCAUAGACGAAAAGCCAAUACAAGAAAAAAAAAAAAGUUAAAAUCACAAGUUAAUAAAUACAUUUUUUGGAA
This is a messenger RNA of Nerophis lumbriciformis (worm pipefish), 1086 nucleotides long. Its product is annotated as phenazine biosynthesis-like domain-containing protein. Gene Ontology annotation, cellular component: cytoplasm. Gene Ontology annotation, molecular function: isomerase activity. Lineage: Eukaryota; Metazoa; Chordata; Actinopteri; Syngnathiformes; Syngnathidae. The record is from RefSeq and is a predicted model, not a curated record. Gene Ontology annotation, biological process: biosynthetic process.